Molecule: messenger RNA, 1605 nt
Organism: Daphnia pulex (common water flea)
Lineage: Eukaryota; Metazoa; Arthropoda; Branchiopoda; Diplostraca; Daphniidae
Product: sulfotransferase 1E1-like
Exons: 8
Coding region: 385-1512 (375 amino acids)
Biological process (GO): sulfation
Cellular component (GO): cytoplasm
Molecular function (GO): sulfotransferase activity
Source: RefSeq, a predicted model, not a curated record
CAUUUAACUGUAUUCGAGAUGAGGCUUAUCAUUUUACAAAGCUGUUUGAUGAUUGGCAUUUUGCUGGUCGUGACGCCAUCGGUUCGUUCAGUGCCGAUCAGAUUUGAGAAGGAUACUAACGAGCCAUCGGUCAAUAACUCACCAAAAAACAAAGACACUCGAAGCCUUGAUUUCAAUACAGUAAUCGCCAUCACGGAUUUCAGAAUUUGUCCAUCAGGUCGUAGUCGCGACGUGUUUGGUCGAUGCCGUAAACCAAUGGUCUCAAACUAAAAUAAUCUGUUUAUUCAAUUGUGAAUAAAAUUUUAAACCGAUAAAAGCGAUAAUUGAUAUUUCAAAUUUGAAAUUUAACUUGUGUGGUUGUCUUCUAGACCAUUAGAGGACGUGAUGUUGUUUGGCCUGAGGCUUCUUUUUAUCAGCUGUUGUCAGAACCCGUCAUUCUACUCUGUGCAGUUAAGUUGUGUUGUGAUCAAAGUAAAACAUCUUGAAAUGUCUCAAGAAAGAAAAGAAGAUGAUGAAUCACAAGCUCAGGAACUUCCCGUCAAAUUCAACUUCAUACCUGAAUCGAUAACAAGUCCGUUCAUCGACAUCUUUCCCGGCCAGAACGAAGGAAUGGUAAGAGGCGAACCUGGGGGAUUCGUCUUCAGUCGAGAGUACGGUCGUCGUGCCAAUGAAAUUUACCAAUUCAAACCGAGAAAAGAUGACGCCUGGGUCUGCACUUUCUCAAAAUCAGGAACUACGUGGACCCAGGAACUGGUUUGGCUGAUUGUCAACGGGUGUGACACAGAGAAGGCAAAACAGAUCCCAUUACAAAUGAGGUCACCUUAUCUCGAGGGGGACUAUCUGAUAUCGCCGGAAAAAAUGCCACAGGAAAUUCGCGAAUGCUGGGCGCUGGAAUCGUUGGACAAGAGGCCGUCACCUCGAGUUAUCAAGAGUCACCUGCCUUUUAACCUUCUCCCACCUCAAUUACUCGACACUUCUAAAGUCGUAUACGUGGCGCGGAAUCCAAAAGAUGUCAUCGUUUCAAAUUACCACCAUUUCAAGCUGUUCAAGUUUCACGACUUCAAAGGAACCUUGGAAGAUUUUGCCAAUUAUUCCAUGGAUGGCCAAAUUUAUUAUUCACCGUACUUUCCUCAUGUGUUGGAUGCCUGGAGUAAGAGACACCAUCCCAACGUGCUGUUUCUCUUUUACGAAGAAAUGAAGCAGGAUUUGCGUGCAGUGGUGGAACGGGUGGCGGCCCAUUUAAACCAAACUGUAACCGAAGAGCAAAUGGUUCGAGUACUGGAAUACCUGAGCUUCAAAAACUUGGCAAGCACCGAAGCCGCUGGGAAAGAAAAAGUCAAGGAGAUGGGCAUCAUGAAUGAAGAUGCCGGUACCUUUUUUCGUAAAGGAAAGACUGGUGAUUGGAAAAAUCAUUUCAGCCCAGAACUCAACGAGCGCAUCGACAAGUGGAUACAAGAUAAUCUGGCCGGCUCUGAUCUCAAAUUCGUCAUGGAAUUGGAUAAACAAGAUUGAUGACUUCCUUAACCCCUUUUUAAAUUGUAUUAUAUUUCAGGAUUUUAAAAAAUAAUGGCACCCAAAGGAAAUAGAUAGAACAUUUGGUUGAAA